GGGUUGGUGUGACCGGUCGGUGUACAGUCUUGAAUCCGUCAGUGUGUGUUGCACUCUUGUGGUGAGUGGUAGGCUGUUGCUCCCGCACCCGCCACUGUUCUCCUUCACCACUCUUAAGUGUGUGAGCUUUGAGAGGAACUACCACUAGGAUGUGUACACUCAGACCUAGUCGAGUCUGCUGGCGGCAUCUGCUGACGACGGUCUUCCUCUACCUGCUCACUCCUGCUACUGCUGAGACGGUGACACAGAGCAUGGUGGAGACCUUAGAGACACUGGAGGACCUGUCACACCCCUGUGUGAGGGAGUGCGUCCUGGGCGGCGACUCCCGUGUCUGCCGCUACACCUUCAAGGUAGAGUGGUACAUCACCAUGAGCAAGGCCUGUUAUGACUGUCCCUUUAACCUGACUGACUGUUCUCGCCCCCACUGCGCUGCCGCUGAUGGCUUCGAGAGGCCUCUCAUCACUGUGAAUCGUAGGCUGCCAGGACCUGCCAUGCAUGUGUGUGUUGGGGACGAGGUGGUGGUGGACGUGGUUAAUGAGCUGGGCAGUGACUCCACCUCAAUACAUUGGCAUGGCCUCCAUCAGUGGGGCACCCAAUUCAUGGAUGGUGUCCCCUUCCUUACCCAGUGUCCCAUCACUGCUGGCACCACUUUCAGAUACCACUUCUUGGCAGACCAUCCUGGCACUCAUUACUGGCACUCUCAUUCUGGUCUUCAGAGGACCGAUGGAAUGUUUGGAUCACUAAUAAUUCGAGAGCCUCGGGAACACGACCCGAACAAACACUUUUAUGAUGAGGACGACUACAACCACGUCUUUGUCAUCACUGAUUGGCUUGAUGGUCUUGGAAUUGACAAGUUCGUCAACCAUCAUCACACAGAGCAUGACAACAAACCCUACAAUAUACUGAUCAACGGCCGCGGGAAGUUUGUCAAGUUUGAGAGAGAUGGUGUUGAGGUCUACACACCAGUCCAGGAGUACUCUGUCAAACCACUUCGGCGCUACAGGUUCAGAGCUCUGAGUAACAGCAUACAGAACUGCCCUAUUGUUAUCUCUGUUGACAACCACACCCUUGUCCCCAUCGCCACUGACGGCAUGCCCAUCCAGCCCAUAGAAGUGGAGUCCCUGACUAUUUAUGGAGGAGAGAGAUGGGACUUUGUGGUGACCACCUCUCAAAGUAUUGCCACCUAUUGGAUAAGGUUCCAGGGAAUGCUGGACUGUGACGAGCGCUUCAAGUCUGCCCACCAGGUGGCAGUGCUGAGGUAUGAGGGUUCAGAAGGCUUCCCUAGCAGUCUGGAUGAUGUCGAUUAUAACUCCACCAUCCGUGAGGGCUUGCAACUGAACAAGCUGAAUGCUGCCCCUGGCGAUGGCACCUUCCUGACAGCAGCCGAAAUUCGAGGCGUAGAAGUGGGUGAAGAUAUUUCCCGCACGCCUGACUACACAUUCUGGCUGGACUUUGACUUUUACAGCAAGAAUAACGACUUUUUCCACCACGAGGAUUACUACCCCUUUUUUGGAGUUAGGAAACCGGUUCGUGUAUUCGUGCCGCAGAUAAACGAGAUCAGCCUUAAGUUGCCGAGUGCUCCACCUCUGUCACAGCCCGAGGACGUUGACUUCAAUUCCUUCUGCAAUGGCACUGCCAAGAGAAACUGCAAAGGUGACUUCUGCUACUGCCCACACAUCCUUAAUGUCAAGAGGAACAGUCUAAUUGAACUAAUCCUGGUUGAUGAAGGUGUUGUAUACUGGGCAAAUCAUCCCUUCCACCUGCAUGGUCACACCUUUCAAGUGUUAGCCAUGGGUCGUCUGGGGGAGAAUACCACAUUGGGAAAGGUACAGGAGAUGGACGCAGCCGGACUGAUCAAGCGUAACUAUGACCACCCACCCACCAAAGAUACGGUCACUGUCCCAGAUGGGGGGUAUACCAUCAUACGGUUCGUCGCUUCCAACCCAGGUUAUUGGUUGUUCCAUUGCCACAUUAGUUUCCACGUUGAAGUUGGGAUGGGUCUGGUGUUCCACGUCGGGGAUCAGAGCAUGGUUCCCCCAGUGCCCAAAGACUUUCCCAAGUGUGGCCACUGGACUCCAGAACCCGACCCCAACUUCAAGUCCAGUCUCCUCCAGUACCUCAAGGAUCUGGAUGAGGAAAAAGUGAACGUCAACCUCGACCUCUUGCCCAAUGAUAACGGCAAGUACCCAGGUCCCAGUUACUCCACACCUACCCAGGGCCCCACACGUCAACGUCCGUCAUCCGGGUCAAUACCCGACAGUAGCAGUCUAUCAGGCCAAAAAAAUAAUGUUGCAUCUUCUUUAUAUCUUUUCACUUUUGUAUUUUUUGUUCUUGUUUUCAUGUAAUUAAUAGCAGAUUUGUUAGGGAAGUCAUACAAAUAUUCUAGGUUUGUGGAGAAUUAGAAUGAGAUCUAUAUAUUGCAUUAAAAGUCAUAUGGUAUAGUGGCUUUGUUUCUGUGUGUGUGUUUCUUACUCUCUGUCAAUUGUAACUUUUGUUAUUGUAUAAAGUUUCUGCCACUCAUAUGCCUCUGUGACUUUGAAGAGAGUGUAAUUUUGUGGUUGGGGUAAUAUGUACCGGUAGGAAUUGUGAUAAAGAUUUUUCAUAUGUAGAAAUCAAGAUAUAUAUAAAAACGGAAGAAAGCACACAUCAGACCUGAAGUGUACUGGUGUUAGAUAGGUUAUGUUUCGGUUCAGAUUUGAGUUGGAAUUUGAUAAUACAAUAAUAACUUAUUAACACACUUUGGAAGAACAUUUCAUGACUUUGUAAUGUGCUUAGAUUUUUUUCUCUUUUUUACCCUAAUGCCGAAGAUGGUUUAAUUUUUGAUCUCGAGGGGGUUUUUGUUGAUCAUUAAGAGAUCCAAGACCUACAGAACGUGUCAGAUAUUUUGUGUUGGUGAAGAUGUAUAUAACCAUUCAGGAAAUGUACUGUAUUACAUUCCAAUUUCUCAGCAUCUUUUGAUUUAGAUGAUGAAAUACUGUCAAAAAUGUUUAAAUUUGUCUUAAUUUUUCACACUCAACAUUGUUGUUUAAUAGCUCCUUCUCCUCCUGUAGAGUUGAGCCUUUAUAUGAGAUUGUCUUAACCCCUUCAUUAGCUAUGUUAUGCAGGAUAAGCUAUAACAGCCAUUGGCCAGUACAGUACAGUGAAGAUAGUUGAUUUUGUUUAUGUAAUUUAUUGUUUUAUAUACUGUACAUAUACAGGUAUGUAUAUAUACCUGAACCCUCACUAAUUUAAUAUUCACAAUUCAAUAUUUUGGGCUUAAUCGAUUUUUUUGGUCAAUACAGUUGCCCUUAGACAAAUUUGUGUUGUUCUCGCAGUCAUGCCUCCAAAAGAAACAGUUUUAUGAUGAAAGUUAAAAAUUGAUAAGAAAUACAGUACAGCAACAUGAAAUGCAUAGAUAUGUAGUAUAUGAAGUGUAAUAUAAAAUACAAUUGAGGGGUUUACAGUACCCUGUAUACAUAAUCUCCAUUUCACAACCAUUCUUCACCUGACCACCAUGACCAGCCCUCAUCACCUCUUCCUUCACCAAACUCAUCUCGUUUAUUAAUGUUAAAUUUCACCUCAAAAUUGAUGCUCGCUAUUUGUUGAUGCAAGGUUGUUUGGUGAAGCAUUAUUGGGUCUUCUUCUUUAUAUUGCUAUUAUGAUUAUCAUGUACAGUACUGUAUUACAAUGCUUAUUGAGGCAUUUAUUGAAGUUAGAUCAUUCAAAGGGUAGUUUUAAGUAGACCAAAACUGGUAUCCACGAAUUUUGUUAUUCAUGGGGUUUUCUGAAACCUAUCUCUCACAAAAUAACAAAGGAUACUUGUACUGUACAGUAUUUACAGUACAUGUAUAUCAUACUGGACUACUGUAUAUUGUAUAACUAUAUGAGGAGGCUUGAGAUGUGUUUUAUUAUACCGUUAUACUUAUUUCAAUAUGGCAUAACCUUAACUACAUUUCUUUCCUUUAAAUUUUGAGAUGAAUCCAAUAUGUUGGGAUAAUUCGAUCGACCCAGAGCCCCAAUGGUAUAAAAUUAGUGAGGGUUCAGUAUACUUUAUAUAUAUACCUGAUAAGACCUUGGUUUCAUCCUAUUCUCCCCUAUCUCCCUGGUACUGUCCCUGAGUUUGGGUGCCUUAAUUAUAUGAAGACACGUACAGUGGCUGGUGCAUUUUGUGAGAUGUGUCGCCUCUGUGUGUGUUUAUAUUGUAUUAAAACUGAUGGUGUA
Molecule: messenger RNA, 4200 nt
Organism: Homarus americanus (American lobster)
Lineage: Eukaryota; Metazoa; Arthropoda; Malacostraca; Decapoda; Nephropidae
Product: laccase-1-like
Exons: 16
Coding region: 150-2345 (731 amino acids)
Biological process (GO): iron ion transport
Cellular component (GO): plasma membrane
Molecular function (GO): oxidoreductase activity; copper ion binding
Source: RefSeq, a predicted model, not a curated record